Messenger RNA from Trichomycterus rosablanca, 420 nucleotides. RefSeq names its product galectin-related inter-fiber protein (gene grifin). The transcript is spliced from 4 exons. The record is from RefSeq and is a predicted model, not a curated record. Bases 1 to 420 code for a protein of 139 amino acids. Lineage: Eukaryota; Metazoa; Chordata; Actinopteri; Siluriformes; Trichomycteridae. Gene Ontology annotation, molecular function: carbohydrate binding.
AUGACAUUACGGUUUGAGGCCUCCUGUCCUGAUGGUUUGUGUCCAGGAUGGAGCGUUAUACUGACAGGAGAGAGUCCUUCAGCAGCAGAUAAGUUUGAGAUCAAUUUUCUCUGUGACCUGGACGACAGAAUAGCCUUUCAUUUUAAUCCCCGAUUCACAGAAUCAGAUAUUGUCUGUAAUUCUUACCUUGCAAACAACUGGGGAAAGGAAGAAAGAUCCACUAACUUUCCCAUUGGUAAAGAUGAGCCCUUUAAGAUUGAAAUUUACUCUGACAGUGAAAACUUUCACAUUUACGUUGAUGAAAUAAAGAUUAUGCAGUACAAGCAUCGAAUUGAGGACCUCAAGGCUAUCAAAAAAGUCCAGGUCAUAAAUGAUGUGGACAUUUCUUCUGUGGAGAUCAGCAAGAAACAUUUUUAUUAA